Lynx canadensis (Canada lynx) is the source of this 601-nucleotide messenger RNA. It is a transcript of the gene TFF2, whose product is annotated as trefoil factor 2. The coding region runs from base 32 to 427 and encodes 131 amino acids. Gene Ontology annotation, biological process: maintenance of gastrointestinal epithelium. Lineage: Eukaryota; Metazoa; Chordata; Mammalia; Carnivora; Felidae. The record is from RefSeq and is a predicted model, not a curated record. The transcript has 4 exons.
AGGCACUGUGCAUUCUGCCCUGGGACGCAACAUGGACAUGGGACCUCGAGGCGUCCGGCUCCUGGCGGUUCUCCUGGUCCUGGGGCUGUGGGCCCCGGCAGGGGCCCAGAAACCUUCCCCCUGCCGGUGCUCACGGGUAACCCCCCACAAGAGGGAGAACUGUGGAUUCCCGGGCAUCACCAGCGACCAGUGCUUCUCCUCUGGCUGCUGCUUCGACUCCAGCGUCGUGGGGGUCCCCUGGUGUUUCCACCCCCUCCCGAAGCAAGCGUCGGAGGAAUGCGUCAUGGAAGUCUCGGCCCGUAGGAACUGCGGGUACCCGGGCAUCAGCCCCGAGGAGUGUGCCUCCCGCAAGUGCUGCUUUUCCGACAACAUCUUCGAAGUGCCCUGGUGCUUCUUCCCGAUGUCCGUGGACGACUGUCAUUAUUAAGAGGAGUCCCUUCCGAGGACCCAGCAGGCUCCCUGGAUGUCUGGAAAUGAGGAAUACUCACCACCACAUCUCAGGUUUCCUGAGUUCCUGGCUUUCCUGAAUCGGCUUUCUGUCCUUUCCACUGGUUCCACAUACAACUCCUUCAAAUAAAGAAAGUCCUUAAAAUCUGCUAAA